CCGUAUCGCCGUAUGACCGAACCUGGUCCCUGCUCUCAGGUCUCGAAUUCGUAACAAACGAAAGAAAGAAAGCCAUGCACGCAUUCCUUGCGGCCGCCGCACCUGUGAAGUUACUGGAAGACUGCGGACAAAGUUUAUCCAUUUCCAUGCAUCGUUGGGUCGACCAACUUCCACGCUACCUAAUUCCGAUUAUUCGCGGAAGAAGACUAUUGCAGUUGUCCUUCUUUCCCUCUCUCGUCGUCUUUUUCAUCUUUCUUUCUGAUUCUUACCCCUUCCUCAAUCCCCAUGGAUUUCUUUAAAUCUGUCCUCUCCAACCUCCACGACGACGACGACGGCGGCGGCGACGUCGAGGAGGAGAUCGCAGCUAACUCUAACCCUAACGCUAUUUCUUCCACUGGCCGCGGCGCUAUGUGGAACCUCGGAGGUCUCAUCAAGAUCCUCGCCGUGAAAUCGGAGACUGUGAUGCAGACCUACCGCAGGGACCUGGAGGAGUUCCGCUCCGGCCUGAAGAAGGAGACGGCGGCGCUGCAGGCGGCCGUCGCCUGCGUCGUACGCGACCUCCCGGGCUCCCUCGAGGCCGGCGCCGCCUCCGCCCAGGAGUCCAUCGAGUCCGUCGGCUGCUCCGUCGUCGGGAUCCUCGCCCACGGCCGGGAAGCUCUCCUCCGCCCCCGCGAGUCCUCUGGGCCGCAGAAGACCACGGAAAUCUCGUCGAAGCAGCAUAGCAGGUUCGAGGCGCAGGUUCUUGCUGUCCAGUGCGAUCAAAAAACGUUCUUGGAGGAGCCGGAGGAUGUGGAGGAUUUCGAGAUUUGGAGAACAGGGUUUGAGUUGGCGGAGAAGGAGGAGGAAAUUGAGAGGCUUGGAUAUGAGAAUGGGAUUUUAAAGGGUGUUAUUGAGAAGCUUGUGCCUGAUGUAGUGGAUUAUGAGACCUUCUGGAGUCGGUAUUUCUACAGGAUUCAUAUGCUCAAGCAGGCGGAGGAUGCCCAAGCGAGGCUCAUCAGAAGGGUUAUUUCGAGGGAAGAGGAGGAGGAGGAUUUGAGCUGGGAUGCUGAUGAUGAGGAGGAGGAGAAGGAAGUAAAAGAACAGAAAGAAGCAGAAACUGGAGGAGAAAAAGAAGACAAGGUGGUGGAGAAAGGAAUAUGUGGGGGUUUGGGAUCCAUAGAGGAGAAGGAAUCCAUAGAAAGGUCCCAGGUUGAACAAGGAGUCCAGUCGAUGGUAGGAAAUGUGGGAAAUGCUGAAAGAAAUGGUGAUGUUUGGAUAUCCAAAUUGAAUGAGAAGAUGCAGGAGGAAAGGAAGGUGGAGGUUGAAGAGAGCAAGCUGUCUAUGCCAGAGGAAGAUGAUUUUGAGUGGGAUGAGCUCGAGGAUCUUGAGGAGCAUGAUGAGAAAAGAGUGGCAGGCCCUAAUGACAGUUUGUGUAAGGUGGAUUUGCACAAGAGACUUGGCGCUGCUGAAGAGGAUGAAGUUCUGAUCUGGGACAUUGAAGAUGAUGAUGAUGAACCCACCAAGCCUUGAAAUUUGGCUAAAGGAAUGUUGGGCACUGACUUUGUUAUGUAUAUAUUGUCCAUGUUUAGACUUUCUUGCUUUUGUAGAGGUCUGCUUUCAAUGGUAAUUGUUUAGAUUUGCUGUUUAUUUGCAUUUAAUUGUAUGUAUGUGUAUUUAGAUAUUUAAGAAUUGUAAAUGCUUCAAUUCUGUAAUGUUAUACACUACUUGUCCAAAAGCUUUUCCAUAAUGCUGUUUGGAUCUUUUUUA
Messenger RNA from Phoenix dactylifera (date palm), 1746 nucleotides. RefSeq lists its product as uncharacterized. Lineage: Eukaryota; Viridiplantae; Streptophyta; Magnoliopsida; Arecales; Arecaceae. Gene Ontology annotation, cellular component: cytoplasm. The record is from RefSeq and is a predicted model, not a curated record.